AUGGGGCGGGAAUUGCGUGGGCGGGACCCUGAAGUAACCAAGGACCUGCGGCGAGCCAAGCCCGUCGGGGGCGGGGCUUCUAGAGGCGCGGCUGAUCUGGGGGGAAGGGGGCGUGGCCCUCAUAUUGCCGCCGGGCCUCCGGGCUCGCUACGUCUGUCGACGCUGAGCAGGUUCUCCCGGGCGCUGGCCGACCGCGGGCUCCUGUUGCUGCCGCCACUCCUGCCACUGCCGCAGGUGGCACUGGGUUUCGUGGAAGGCAGCUGCGACCUGUAAGUGCCGCCGUCCCAGAGGUGCCCGCCCCAGGCCAGCUGGAGCAGCCUGUGGCACGUGGGGCUUAUCCUGCUCACUGCCCUUCUGCUGCUGCCCUGUGGGGUCUCAGCCAGCUGUGUCCGAUUCUGCCACCUCCGGAAGCAGGCACACACGCAGCCACACCUGCCGCUGGCACCUGAGCCCUGCGACCUGACAGCCAUCCCCGUGGACAGUGACAGCCCGGUGCAUAGCACUGUGACCUCCUACAGCUUCGUGCAGUGCCCGCUGGGCAUGCAGCUACCCCUGCCCUUCGGGGAGCUGGACCUCAACUCCAUGACCCCUCCAGCCUACAGGCUGUACGCCCCUGAGCUGCCGCCUUCCUAUGAGGAGGUCGUCAAGAUGACAAAGACCAGACAGGAGGAGCCACCUCCCUCCCUGUAA
Messenger RNA from Odocoileus virginianus texanus, 690 nucleotides. RefSeq names its product transmembrane protein 52 (gene TMEM52). NCBI's taxonomy places the organism in Eukaryota, Metazoa, Chordata, Mammalia, Artiodactyla, Cervidae. The record is from RefSeq and is a predicted model, not a curated record.